GUUCAUAUCAGUGUCGGUUGUUGAUGGUGGAGGCUUAGUCGCACAGCUUUUUCAGCGAUGUUUAUCCCUAGUUUACAGGAAGACAUGCACCAUUUUAAACCGAAUCGACACAGGCUCUACACAACGAGAUGCUGUGGUUGUUGCCAUGUCAGGACGGGAACCAUCAUUCUCGGCACAUGGUACAUGGUGGUGAACCUGUUGAUGGGCAUCCUGCUGACUGUGGCCGUGACCCACCCAGAUAAUGUGCCCACUGUCGACUUGCAGUAUGAGGUCAUUGAGCACUACUUUAGCCACACCUUCCAAGGAGAGGGGAAUGUCCUAAAGGAGAAUGCCUGUGUGGGAUUCGCCAUCUCUCUGCUGAUGCUCACUAUCAGCGCCAUGAUGGUCUAUGGAGCCAUUACUCAUCGUGACGGCUGGCUUAUCCCGUUCUUUUGCUACCAGCUCUUUGACUUUGCUCUGAGUUGCCUGGUAGCCAUCAGCUCACUCACCUACCUGCCCAGGAUAAAGGACUACAUAAAGGAGCUGCCAGACUUCCCCUACAAGGACAACCUGCUCUCCAUGGACUCCAGCUGCCUGCUGCUCUUCGUCCUCGUGUUCUUCACCUUCCUCAUCAUCAUGAAGGCUUACCUGAUCAACUGCGUGUGGAAUUGCUACAAGUACAUCAACAACAGGAACGUGCCGGACAUCGCCAUCUACCCCGCCUUCACGGCGCCUCCCCAGUACAUCCUACCCACCUACGAGAUGGCAAUGAAGAUGCCAGAGAAAGAGCCCCCUCCCCCCUACAUGCCUGCCUGAAGACCCCCCUCCUCUCUGUGUGUGUGGCGUUCCACAGCUCGCCAUUUUGAUCCUGCCAUGCAUUUCUAGAGAGGGAUACUUUUUUUAAAGGCCCAGUGCAGUCAAAAACGUGAUUUUCCUGUUUUUAUAUACAUUUCCACACUGAGGUUGGAAUAAUAUUGUGAAAAUGAUGAUAAUGCCCUUCAAGUUUCAAGUUGUAUGUACGCGAUACACAUGGGAGACACGAAAUGCUUACUUGCAGGUUCCUUCUCGAGAAUGCAACAACAAUAAGAAAUAAUAAAAGAUGAGAAUACUAACAAAGUAUAAAUGGCUCAGUAGAAUAAACAUUUUAGCAUGAGUAUAAUACAGGAAGGGACAAUUUAAAGUCCAAUAUUUACAUUAGUUUUUUGUGGAAUGCGGGAUUGGGGGGCAAGUGUUUAAAUUGUGCAAUAUUUAGCCAUUUUAUUGUAAGAGCUGUUUGAAAAGACCGCCUGAAAUUUCAGCCUGUUUUGGCCUUCCAUGGUGACAUCACCAUGUAGUAAAUUAGUUAAUAGACCAAUAAGAAAAGAGUCCCAAACCUCUUUGCCAAUAGAGGCUAAUUUUCAGUUCUCAACUCGGACUACCCUGACAGUCCUAGCAAAAUUCUUGCUUGAGAAAUUGCUCUUUGCUAAGAAGCUGUUUUUGUUUUCAAUUAAAACGGUCAAUCACAGUAAGGUGCUUAAUUGUUACCCAGAAAUUAUUUCAUAUUGAGAUAAAAACGGCUGCAUUGGAACUUUAAAGGCCCUGUAACAUUCAAACCCAGACCCCAUAAUAUUGUAGAUGAGUGGAGGGGUAGAUAAAGUAGUCUGCCAUAGGAUGACGUGUAAUGUAUAAAGUGAUGAAAGCUUUCCAACCCCCCGUCUUUUGAUGUUUUAGUAAAAAGUGAAAGUACCAUUGCUUGAAUGCCUAUCACCAGUUAGUUCAUCUUUAGAAUAAACACCAUCCUUUCCUUAUAGAUUGAAAUUAUAAUGCGUGACUAUAAAAAAUAAAUAAACAAAUUCUUAAGACAAUCCACUUAUGAUCUCUUAAUCUUAUCGUUGAAUUCUGUGUUUUUCGCUUGUUAAAAUAAUCAAGAUUCUAUUCAGUCUUAAGAGUUUGAUGGGGACAUUUUGUAGCACUUUGAUCUCUUCAUCCCCUUAUUUAGCAUUGGAUCUCCAUCCGUCACCUGUGUGUGCCACGUUCAUUAUCCGCCGCCGCCGCCUUUGUGACCUUGCGGCGUUAGCUUAGUAAAGCUAGUGAAUUGUGUUGCAGUUCAAAAUGACCUGAUGCUGCUGGUUAAAGGGACAAUACACCCCAAAACCAAAGUUUGUCAGAUGAUUGCAGACCUUAAAAGUAGUCUCAAGAUAAAAUAAGACUGAUCUAAAAAAAAGUCCACUUUGGAGUUCUGAAAACAUCUGAUAAAUGUUGGUUUUGGAGUAGACUGUCCCAUUUUUAAGGAGAGCGAUGCCUCAUCGGGAAGGUGGAGGGAACAAAUGGCUAGUUUUGUGAACAGUGGUGGAUGCGUGCUACUCUUUCUGCCUUUUUCUUUACAUUGUGUUUUGAUCUUUGUGGAAAACACGUGUUCAAUAAACAUUUGAAAACAUUGGUAUUCAUCACCUGA
Messenger RNA from Coregonus clupeaformis (lake whitefish), 2413 nucleotides. Its product is annotated as lysosomal-associated transmembrane protein 4A. The transcript has 7 exons. Gene Ontology annotation, cellular component: lysosomal membrane. The coding region runs from base 58 to 795 and encodes 245 amino acids. The record is from RefSeq and is a predicted model, not a curated record. NCBI's taxonomy places the organism in Eukaryota, Metazoa, Chordata, Actinopteri, Salmoniformes, Salmonidae.